AGCAGAACAGGACAGAGAGAGUGUCUCAUUGCCCAUCUCUUACGCUUCCAGUGUCUCCGUGCGACGACGCGCGUCUGAUUCGAACCAAAAUGUCCGCAUCAAUCGCCCCAGAAUGCAAUAAUAUCAAAGAAAAAUACGACACCUGCUUCCUGAAAUGGUACAGUGAGAAAUACCUCCGUGGCAACACCGCCUCCAACGAAUGCGACGAGCUUUUCGCCAAGUACAAGACUUGUCUCAACAUCGCCCUAAAAGAAAAAGGCAUCGAGUCCAUGCUCGACGAUGCGCGCAAAGUCAUGAAGGAUAGCGAAACGGAUUAAGCCCGGAAAAGGGCUGAUCCGAUCCGAUUCGAUUCGAUUCCCCCUCUAUCUCUCUGUGAUUACUUCGCUACGCGGCUCUACGGCUGUACUUCCUCUUCUUCUCACCGGAUGCAGAUGGACGUAUCUUUGAAAGAAGGAGGUAAAGAUUCGUCAUCUUCACUCUGACGACACGGGGCCAACGGGGCGCCCGAGACCUCACGCGCGCGGCAUUGUUUCAUCGCAUCUCAUCUCUGCUAGUGAGUGUAUGCCAUCCUUUGGCGUGGAUUGAUGGGUGAGUCUUUCGGGUCUGAAUUUGCAUGGUUUGGCGAGGAACGAAUCCACGAAAUGUACUGUACUUUAUGUGACUCAUAGGCGUUGUGGCUACAUCGAUUUAGACGCUCUUACUUCUGGGCAGGCAGGAGUUGUGGUGCGGGCAGAUUUGUAUCAACCAUGUAUGCAUAAUAUAACUAUCCAGCUGUACUACUACAUUACGACCUGGAAAUCAAACAUUCAC
Molecule: messenger RNA, 810 nt
Organism: Aspergillus heteromorphus CBS 117.55
Lineage: Eukaryota; Fungi; Ascomycota; Eurotiomycetes; Eurotiales; Aspergillaceae
Product: TRIAP1/MDM35 family protein
Exons: 4
Coding region: 90-317 (75 amino acids)
Source: RefSeq, a predicted model, not a curated record